Molecule: messenger RNA, 549 nt
Organism: Saccostrea cuccullata (small rock oyster)
Lineage: Eukaryota; Metazoa; Mollusca; Bivalvia; Ostreida; Ostreidae
Product: EMILIN-2-like
Exons: 2
Coding region: 1-549 (182 amino acids)
Molecular function (GO): protein binding
Source: RefSeq, a predicted model, not a curated record
AUGAUUGGAACACUUCUCCAGGAACAGCAGAGGAUACAAUCAAACCAGCACAAGCUAUUGCAGAUGGAAAUCCAAAAUCUCACUUAUUCAUUUAACAAGAGCACAAUUCUUCUUUCCAAUCUCCAAACACGUCAAGAGACAACCGUUGCGUUUACAGCGGGGGUCGGACCCGGUGAUAACAAAGUAUUUUCACCAGGACAAACUGUAAUAUUCAGACAGAUUAUCUACCAAGUGGGAGGUGGAUAUAACCCUUCAUCAGGAAUAUUCACCGCCCCGAAGACUGGACUCUACGUCAUAUUCUGUACUAAUGUGGCAGAAUAUCAUGAAACCUUCUGGACAAAAAUAAUGAUAAAUGGUUCAGCUAAGGCAGGAGUCAUGGCACUUCUUCGAUCAUCUAACGUAUACAUCUACCAAUCAGCCUCCAACCUUGUUGUCCACCUAUUACAGAUGGGAGACAGAGUCUGGAUACAAGUUCGCAGUGGUAAUCAUCUGUGUUCAGAUUCACCGGAAACAACUUUUUCUGUGGUCAUGAUCAAUGGAUCAUUCUAA